Ornithodoros turicata is the source of this 963-nucleotide messenger RNA. RefSeq lists its product as uncharacterized. The record is from RefSeq and is a predicted model, not a curated record. The transcript has a single exon. Bases 1 to 963 code for a protein of 320 amino acids. NCBI's taxonomy places the organism in Eukaryota, Metazoa, Arthropoda, Arachnida, Ixodida, Argasidae.
AUGCCUACCCUUCGAUCUGGCACCAACACUUCGCCUGGCACUUCGGCCGCGGCCGUUACCCAUGAAGACCCGACCGUUUCCCUCCGCCUCCCACCAUUUUGGAGUCAAGACCCGGAACUUUGGUUUGCGCAGGUUGAGCGCCAAUUCGACGCCCGGCAUAUCACAGCGCAGACGUCCAGAUUUGGCCACGCCGUUAGCGCCCUUCCAGUCGAAAUCGCUGCUGAAAUCCGUGAUCUCAUUCUCAGUCCACCAGCGCAAGCUCCGAAUGACACGCUAAAGCACGAGCUCCUUGAUCGAACAGCGCUCUCCAUCCAUCGCCGCUUACAACAACUGCUGGGCGCAGAGGAACUUGGCGACCAAAAGCCUUCACAGUUACUUCGCCGUAUGAGGCAGCUUACGGGAAGCACACCUGUUGACCCGGCAAUUAUGCAAGAACUAUUUCUUCAGCGCCUUCCAUCCGACAUACGCGUUGUCCUCACGGCUGCUGGUGAGGUGUCGUUGGAUGAUCUUGCCCGCCUCGCCGACCGCAUUCUCGACUUACGUACCACUCCAUCUUCCUCGGCAUCUCACCCAAUCUGCGCUUCGCGCGCUGCACCUCUUCUCCAUCCGUCUCAGCCAGCUGCCCUGUCCAUCCCCGAAUCCGCCGUUCAGCCUAUCGCCACAGACCUCACGGCGACUGUCAACAGCCUCCAGUGCCGCGUAAAUCGUCUGACUGAGUUAGUGACCGGCCUGACUACCCUUGUGGUAAAUGCAACCACGACACGCCACCGCUCACCAUCUCCCUUUCGCUUUCGUGGCCGUCAAUCCCGCACUCGCCAUUAUUCGCCACGUCGAUACCGCACGCCGUCACCAGCACAAAGUCCGCCAUCGCCCUUCUGCUGGUAUCACCGCACCUUUGGUGCGCACGCCCGCCAGUGCAAACCACCAUGCUCGUGGGCGGGAAAUGUUUCCCCCAGCACCUGA